ACCACGCGAUCCUUGGGAUGAUCCAGUGAACAGAGGAAAUAGGCCCGCCAUUUUCCUGCGAGCCUCCGGUCCUUUUAAAAGCCAGCGAGGGGAGGCGAGCCGAAGAGGAGCCAGUCAGAGAGGAAAAGGGGGAAGUUAUAAGGAGGAGGGAGAGAAAGACAGACAGAUAGAUAGGCAGGGAGAGGGUGCAUGAGCAGGGGGUUGUGGAGAGAGGACGGUUUUGUAAUAGAAGGAGAAAACCUUUGGUAUGUAGUUAGUUAGUUAAUAUCUCUCGCCGUUUUUCUUGUGAGGAACAUACGGCGGUUAAAGCUGUAACCAGCUACCAAAAAUAAAGCUUUAGCCGGUUAGCUAGCUACAAUACUUUCCCCCCUCAGCCGUGUUUCUUUUCUUUCCUUUCCUUUUCUUUUCUCUACUCGUUUUUUUUUUUUUUUAAUUUUUAAAUUAGUCAGGUGGCGAGGUAGAGUGAACAAUAUCGAGGGAUUACCGUGCCGUUGGAUAAAAGCAGUCUGCGUUUUGAGUGCUUUUUUUAUUUAGAUAUAUUUAUAUAUAAGUGCUAAAAUGUCUGGCCAAAGCAUAACGGACAGGAUAACCGCGGCGCAGCACAGUGUCACCGGCUCGGCAGUGUCCAAAACGGUGUGCAAAGCGACCACACAUGAAAUCAUGGGGCCCAAAAAGAAACAUUUGGACUAUCUGAUUCAGUGUACAAACGAGAUGAAUGUGAACAUCCCUCAACUGGCGGACACGCUGUUCGAACGGACCACCAACACCAGCUGGGUGGUCGUGUUCAAAUCUCUCAUCACCACGCACCACCUCAUGGUCUACGGCAACGAGAGAUUUAUUCAGUACCUGGCUUCCAGGAACACAUUAUUCAACCUCAGUAAUUUUUUGGACAAAAGUGGCUUACAAGGCUAUGAUAUGUCCACAUUCAUCCGGCGGUAUAGCCGUUAUCUUAACGAAAAAGCUGUGUCCUACAGACAGGUUGCUUUUGACUUCACUAAAGUAAAGAGGGGGGCAGAUGGUGUUAUGAGAACCAUGAACACAGAGAAGCUGCUGAAGACCCUCCCCAUCGUUCAGAAUCAGAUGGACUCGCUUCUCGACUUCAAUGUAAAUGCAAAUGAACUCACAAAUGGAGUAAUCAAUGCUGCCUUCAUGCUCUUGUUUAAAGAUGCCAUCCGGCUAUUUGCUGCUUACAACGAAGGGAUCAUCAACUUGCUCGAAAAGUACUUUGAUAUGAAGAAAGCCCAGUGUAAAGAAGGACUUGACAUCUACAAGAAAUUCCUCACCCGUAUGACAAGAAUCUCAGAGUUCCUCAAAGUUGCUGAGCAAGUGGGCAUUGACCGAGGUGAUAUUCCAGACUUGUCUCAGUUUACGGUCUGUGCCCCCAGUAGUCUCCUGGAUGCACUGGAACAGCACUUGGCAUCACUAGAGGGAAAAAAGGUGAAGGACUCGACGGCAGCCAGCAGGGCAAGCACACUGUCCAACGCAGUGUCCUCUCUGGCAAACACAGGCAUAUCUUUCACCAAAGUGGAUGAGAGAGAAAAACAGGCAGCCCUAGAGGAGGAACAAGCUCGUUUAAGAUCCCUUAAGGAGCAGCGCCUAAAAGAACUCUCCAAAAGGCCUUCCACAUCCUCAACAACAGCUGCCUCUCCGGUAUCCACAGCAUCUGGCAGCAUCAGCACUGCUCCAGCAAUCGACCUGUUCUCUACACCCAGCUCCACCAACAGUGCUUCAAAGGUGCCAAAUGAUCUGCUGGAUCUCCAGCCAGCAUUCCAGCCAUCUCUGUCUCUCCCCACUGCUCUGCCUGUCGCUAACACAUGGGGAGAUCCUUUCACUUCUUCAGAGAGUGUCGAUGACUCCAUUCCAAACUUAAAUCCUUUCCUAUCCAAAUCUAUCGAGGCUGUUCCUCCACCUCCUCUGUCUUCAGAUGCUGUUAGUUUUCCUUCUAGGACUCCCAGUCAUGAAAUGUUUAGUGAUCAUUACAAUCCCUUUCUUGAUUCAAGCUCUUCUGUUGCCUCCACUCUUGAGCCCUGUGCUCGGAUAGAGGGCUUUCUUUCAGUGGCAGACUCGUUUUGUUCAUCUGCCCCCUACUCUAACACAUCACUGUUCCACUCCGAACCUUCCGCUGUAGCUGGACUAUUUGGAGGGUUUUCAGCGUCUCCCAUCCCUCAGCCAGCCAGCUCUUCUGGCCUUAACGUCGACUUUGACUCAGUGUUCGGCAAUAAAUCCACUGCUAACAGCACAGACUCUGCUGAUGAUGUUUUAGGUGGUAUCCUGAAACCCACAGUAGCUUCUCCAAGCCAGGGCAUGCCACCCAGUGUCCAACAGCCUGGCAAACUGGUGUCUGAUGACCUGGACUCCUCUCUGGCCAAUCUUGUGGGCAAUCUCGGUAUAGGAAAUGGCACAACAAAAAAUGAGAUCCACUGGAGUCAGCCUGGUGAGAAGAAGCUAACAGGUGGAAACAACUGGCAACCAAAGACUGCUCCAACCACAACAUGGAACCCUGCCAGUCUGAAUGGCAUGCAUUUCCCACAAUACGCUCCGUCCGUCAUGGCUUUCCCUGCCACGACACCCACAGGCAUGAUGGGAUACACAAUGCCAGCACAGAUGGGCCCAGUGGCCAUGAUGACGCAACCUACAAUGAUGUACACACAGCCUGUGAUGAGGCCGGCUAACCCUUUCGGCCAAAUGUCAGGAGCACAGCCCUCGGCUGCCUCUAGUCCUUCAAGUCAGAGUCCACUCAGACCUCCAGGACAGGACCCUUUUGCACAGCUUUCUCUCAAGGAAUUCCUUUAGAGACACUUUUAGAUGCAGUUCAUGUGAAGCGGCAGCAAGUGUUGACUACCUGAGGACGAAUCGCGCAGUCUCCAAUCUCAAACCUUUAAUCUGUCUCCAGUUCACUGUUUGACUCUGCGCUAAGAGCGUGGCCCCAGUACUGACCCGGACAGGAUGCGGGGUGGGUGGGAGGGGGUUUUUUUGGGGUGAAAGGGGUGGUGUAUGAUAAGAGACAUUAGGCAGUCUAGCAGGUAUAUUGUAAUUUGUCUAACAGGAAUGGCUGCUGGUGUUUUCCCCUGGACCAGACUGUUUCUGACUGGUAAGCAUCUGUAAAGCCACACGGGUAAUUUCAAGGUGGAGAAGAAGGGUGGAAUGAUGCAACACAUUUCUAACUCUAAUAAGAGACCAGGAUGAGGCUGGCUUUUUUUUUUUUUUUCCCCCCCCAAUCAGUCAUAAUGAUUUCCUUAAUUUAACCAUCAUCUUUUAGAAAUGGUGACUUCAGUUUAUGAUUUUUUUUUUUUAAAUUCUUUUUUCUCCAUGUUAUUACAUUUGCAGUAAACAUUCCUUAUGUGUUGUUUGUAUUUAUUUAUGAUUUACCCACUGAAGACAUGAGAAAAAUGAUGACCUUAUCAAUCUCUUCCUUAAUGGGAGGUGUGUUGGAAUGAAAAUGCUUUCACGUGUCUGAUUGCAGAAUGAGAUUUUGAGUGUGUGUGUUAAAAGAAACAAAAACUAAAGAAAAAUCAAACCACCUGUAAGCUGAAUCACUAAGCACUAAGUAUUCUUUGAACCCCGUUCCUUCUCUAGUGCAAUUAUUUGUAGUACAAAAACUCACCCCCUGCAUUUUGUAAGGGAAAUGGGAGGAGAGUACACAAUUUAUUAAUUCACAUGGGUAAUUCUGUGCCUAUUUGUUUUUCCCGAGGGAACAUUUUAUCAGACUGGUAUCACUACAUUUGUGGUUCUGCAGCAUUGCAUAGGGGAGGAGCUGUUUUGCUUUAUGCUUGGCAUGUCAUUAGUUUACAUUGACAGUUGUACAGCUGCCUUUCCAACUUGAAUGUGCGAAGUAGCCUUCAUGCUUGGGCCAUCUUUCUUCCACUGGCAUUAGGGGGGGCCUUCACUGAAGUAGGAGCACAGGGAAAUGGGUAUAUGUCACAGGUUGCCAUCAUCAGGGUGGGGUUGUUGGUGUUUGUAAAUUAGCAGUAGGAGCAGUAGAAUAUGGGAAAGAGAAGCACUGUUGAUCGGUGCUGUGUGUAAAUAAACCCAGACCCUGUCUAAAAGGGGAGCGUUAGAAAGAUGGUCCCAAUAUGAAGUGAUUCUUUCCAUUUAAUUUAGCAUACUUGCUGCAUUGUCCCUGCAGAUUCUAUUUUUGUUUAUAACUAUAUAAAAUGUAUGUGAGCAGAACUUGGUUGAUUUUCAAAUAAAAGAGCAGCUUCCACAAGA
Messenger RNA from Hemibagrus wyckioides, 4209 nucleotides. RefSeq names its product phosphatidylinositol binding clathrin assembly protein a (gene picalma). Gene Ontology annotation, molecular function: SNARE binding; phosphatidylinositol-4,5-bisphosphate binding; 1-phosphatidylinositol binding. Lineage: Eukaryota; Metazoa; Chordata; Actinopteri; Siluriformes; Bagridae. The record is from RefSeq and is a predicted model, not a curated record. Gene Ontology annotation, biological process: clathrin-dependent endocytosis; clathrin coat assembly; synaptic vesicle budding from presynaptic endocytic zone membrane. Bases 559 to 2793 code for a protein of 744 amino acids. The transcript is spliced from 25 exons. Gene Ontology annotation, cellular component: clathrin-coated pit; extrinsic component of presynaptic endocytic zone membrane; clathrin-coated vesicle.